Strongylus vulgaris is the source of this 549-nucleotide messenger RNA. Lineage: Eukaryota; Metazoa; Nematoda; Chromadorea; Rhabditida; Strongylidae. The record is from the annotation of a GenBank genome assembly.
GCUUUUGGCGCUGGCGAAGAUGCUGUGAUUGGAGAAUCAUCAGAUCCAUCGCCAAGGGCGUCAUCGGUUUGCUCGACACAUGACGCAAAAGUAUUUUGUAUUUGCGAAACGUGUGGAAGAGUGUCUCUUUGUGCACACUGCAUCUCGUUACAUCCUACACAUCAUAUAUCUCCGAUAGGUGACCCACGUGCUUGCAUCAGUUCGCUUUUGGCGGAGUCUCGGCGAAAUGAGCGCAGUAUUGAAGAAGCAAUUGAAAGUGUACGAGCAAUGUCUGAACGGGUUGAUGCUAGUGUGCAGGCUGCUGCGUCAGAAUUAAGAUCACUUAUGCAUUUGCAUAUGAGUGCGUUGGAGGAAAGGAAACGGGAAUUACUGCAAAGAGUUGACACGAUCAGGCAGACUAAAACAAAGAAUCUGAAAGCGCAAGCAGAAAACUUAGCUCUUGCAAAGACAAAAUUUGCCCAGACAAUCAAGUCAGUUGAAGCAGCUGCAGCUGGUGAAGACAGUACCCACCUUACUUCAGCUUUCCAAGAGUUGCUCCAGGUACAGUAA